AUGCAUCAAUCUUCUAUAGUCACCACAAGAAAGAAUCUAAAACCCAUCAUAACACUCAGGCUAAUCCCAACCGUACUAGCCCUGACCACCCACAUCCACUCCACAAGCACGAACACCACGCAGAAGAACAUGGUGAUGAAGGUGCUUCCAGCAAGGGACCACCUCCAGCCUAAUCACAUUUCAACGAGCCACGCUGCGAGCUUUAUUUGUUUAAGAAGUAUCAGGGCCGUGUAG
Laccaria bicolor S238N-H82 is the source of this 234-nucleotide messenger RNA. RefSeq lists its product as uncharacterized. Bases 1 to 234 code for a protein of 77 amino acids. Lineage: Eukaryota; Fungi; Basidiomycota; Agaricomycetes; Agaricales; Hydnangiaceae. The record is from RefSeq and is a predicted model, not a curated record. The transcript has a single exon.